This is a messenger RNA of Penicillium canariense, 2124 nucleotides long. RefSeq names its product putative AMP-binding enzyme. Gene Ontology annotation, cellular component: endoplasmic reticulum; membrane. Gene Ontology annotation, molecular function: long-chain fatty acid-CoA ligase activity. The transcript has 4 exons. Lineage: Eukaryota; Fungi; Ascomycota; Eurotiomycetes; Eurotiales; Aspergillaceae. The coding region runs from base 1 to 2124 and encodes 707 amino acids. The record is from RefSeq and is a predicted model, not a curated record. Gene Ontology annotation, biological process: long-chain fatty acid metabolic process.
AUGUUUUCCUCACAACCCGCUCACCUCGCUAAGGCGGAGGAGCUGAAGCAGGCGCCCCCAAAGGGCACGCCUUACUCCGUGGCCAUCCCCGGCACCGAGCAGCCAGGCCGCAGCCGCGUAUACCGGGCAUGGAAUGCACAGAAGGAGCUGCUGACCACACUGGAUCCCGAGGUCCUGACCGCGCAUGACAUGUUCGAGUCCACGGCCAACCGCCAACCCAAGAACCACUGCCUCGGCUGGCGCCCCUUCAACCCGGCUACCAAGGCCUUCGAUGCUUAUCAGUGGAUGACAUAUGAGACGGUCCAAAAGCGCCGCGCCGCUUUUGGUGCUGGUCUGGUGGAGCUUCACCACAAGCAUGAAUGCCACCGCCCCGGCCAGUACGGCAUCGGUCUCUGGUGUCAGAACCGCCCGGAGUGGCAGAUCACCGAUUUGGCUUGCAUGUCCCAGGGUCUCUACUCUGUCUCCAUUUAUGAUGUUCUUGCCCCGGACGCCACCGAAUAUAUUAUUAACCAUGCGGAGCUGAACUGCGUCGUGACCUCCCUCCCCCACAUCCCUACUCUCCUGAAGCUCAAGCAUACCCUACCCAAUUUGAAGAUGAUUGUCAGCCUGGAUCCCCUCGAGGCUGGUGAGCAGGAAGGUCACUCCAAGCGUGCUCUGCUGGAGUCGAUCGCUGCCGGCCAGGACGUCGCGCUCUAUACUCUUGAUCAGGUCGAGGCUCUGGGAGAGGCUUCGAAGCGCGGAUACAACCCCCCUUCGCCUUCGGACAUUGUCACUAUCAACUACACCUCCGGCACCACCGGCCCUCCUAAGGGUGUCGUUCUGUCCCACAAGAACGCUGUGGCUGCCACCUCUGCCGGUCUAGCCACCGUUGGUCAGGCUCGGGGCGACACUACCUGCUCCUAUCUUCCUUUGGCCCACAUCUACGCCCGCCUCGCCGAGCAUACUGCCUUCUGGGGUGGCGCUCGGAUUGGCUAUUUCCACGGCAACAUCGUGGAGCUGGUCGAUGAUCUGAAGCUGCUGAAGCCGACUGGCUUCAUGUCCGUGCCCCGUCUGUACAGUCGCUUCGGCACUGCCGUGCGGGCAGCCACCGUGGAGGCCCCCGGUUUCAAGGGCGCCCUGUCACGACACAUCGUUGCCGCUAAAACGGCCAACCUGAACAACCCAGACCCCUCCCAGGCCACCAUCAAGCACGCCAUCUACGACCGUAUCUGGGCCAAGAAGGUGGCGGCCGCGCUUGGCUUAGAGCGCGCCCGGUACAUGGUCUCCGGCUCGGCUCCCCUGGAUCCAACUCUGCACGGCUUCCUGCGGAUCGCCACGGGCACCGACGUCGUCCAGGGCUACGGCCUGACCGAGUCGUACGCCUGCGGUACAGCGCAGUCAACUUACGAUCUGACCACAGGCAACUGCGGCCAGCUCGCGCCCUGCGUGGAGGCCUGCCUCGCUUCCCUGCCCGACAUGGAGUACUCCGUUGACGACAAGCCCUACCCACGGGGCGAGCUUCUCCUGCGCGGCAACAACAUGUUCAACGAGUACUUCAAAAACCCAGAAGAAACCGCCAAAGCCAUAACAGAGGACGGCUGGUUCCGCACCGGCGAUGUCUGCCAAAUCGACGAGAAAGGCCGCUUCAUCAUCAUCGACCGGCGCAAGAACGUUCUCAAGCUCGCGCAGGGCGAGUACAUCUCGCCCGAGCGGCUGGAAGGUGUGAUCUUGACUGAGCUGGGCUACCUCGGCCAGGCUUACGUGCACGGCGAUAGCAUGCAGACGUUCCUGGUAGCCAUCUUCGGCGUGGCGCCCGACUUGUUCGCGCCCUUUGCGAGCAAGGUGCUUGGCCGGACAAUUGCAUCGACAGACUUGGCCGCGAUCAAGGGUGCGCUGUCGGAUGAGAAGGUCCGGCAGGCUGUGCUGCGUGAUCUUGACCGCGUCGCGAAGAAGCAUCGUCUGGCGGGAUACGAGCGUGUGCGCAACUGCUCGCUGAAGUUGGAGCCGUUCACGGUCGAGAAUAACUUGUUAACCCCGACUCUCAAGCUCAAGCGACCCCCCGUCGUGAAGGUCUACCGCGCGCUCCUAGACCAGCUGUACGCACAGGCGCUGGAAGCGGAAUCUGCGCCGCGGGCCAAGCUGUAG